This is a messenger RNA of Fonsecaea nubica, 2445 nucleotides long. RefSeq lists its product as hypothetical. Gene Ontology annotation, biological process: DNA strand elongation involved in DNA replication; double-strand break repair via break-induced replication; DNA replication initiation. Gene Ontology annotation, cellular component: MCM complex; nucleus. The record is from RefSeq and is a predicted model, not a curated record. The transcript is spliced from 4 exons. The coding region runs from base 1 to 2445 and encodes 814 amino acids. NCBI's taxonomy places the organism in Eukaryota, Fungi, Ascomycota, Eurotiomycetes, Chaetothyriales, Herpotrichiellaceae. Gene Ontology annotation, molecular function: single-stranded DNA binding; ATP binding; single-stranded DNA helicase activity.
AUGGCGCUCCUGCAGCAUAAAGCGAUUGCUGACUACGAGAAGCAACUCGAUGCCUUUCAAACCUUUCUAGAGAAGUUCGAAACCUCCAAGACGUCCUCAGAUUCAGCUACUGAAACAAUCAAUAACCUGAACCUCGAUGGCGACCACACAAGCGACGAGUAUGAUUUUAUGGACGACCUUGCAGACGAAGAUGACAGCCGGACCAGGAGGCGACCCAAAAGGAAGUACAUGGAAAUGCUCCAAGAGGUUGCAGAUCGCGAGCGACAAAACAUUGUAAUAGAGCUGGAUGAUUUGAAAGAGUUUGAAGAGUCGUUGAGUGACGAGGUCAACCUGAGACUCGUCGAGUCUGUUACAAACAAUACGAAGCACUACGUUGAUUUAUUUGCGGACGCGGUGGACAAGAUAAUGCCCAAGCCAAGCAAAGAGAUAUCAUUUAAGGACGAUGUUCUCGACAUCAUCAUGGCGCAGAGAGCCAAACGAAACGAGACUGUGGCGUCUGUCGCCGAAGCAGAUGCAGAAGCUGCCAUCCCAGUGUCUACAUUUCCGCCAGAAUUGACCAGAAGGUACACCUUGAACUUCAAACCUGUAACGCCUACAGGUGCCGAUGUCGCGAAAAAGACGCUGGCCGUGCGACAAGUACGGGGGGAACACCUGGGUCACUUGAUCACUGUGCGCGGCAUCACCACACGAGUAUCGGAUGUUAAGCCCAGCAUACGAAUUCAAGCUUACACCUGUGAUCGUUGCGGCUCAGAAAUCUUUCAGCCGGUAUAUUCCAAACAAUUCACCCCCUUGCAAAUGUGCCCGUCAGAGGAAUGCAAGCAGAACGACUCCAAGGGUCAGCUAUUCCCAUCAACCCGCGCCUCAAAAUUCCUACCAUUCCAGGAAGUCAAAAUCCAAGAGAUGGCAGACCAGGUUCCUGUUGGCCACAUCCCAAGGACGCUGACUAUCCACUGCAAUGGGAGUCUAGCGCGACAGCUAAAUCCUGGCGAUGUUGUUGACAUUGAUGGCAUUUUCCUGCCCACUCCAUACACCGGGUUCCGAGCUAUUCGGGCUGGUCUGUUGACGGAUACCUAUCUUGAAGCACAGCAUAUCACACAACACAAAAAGGCUUAUCAAGAUUUGAAGACGGAUCCGCGCAUUAUCCGAAAGAUCGAAUCCUACAAAGCGUCUGGACACAUGUACGAAUACCUCGCUCGUUCCAUUGCGCCAGAAAUCUACGGGCAUCUUGAUGUUAAGAAGGCACUCCUUCUUCUCCUCAUUGGCGGCGUGACCAAGGAAAUGGGUGACGGAAUGCGCAUCCGUGGAGAUAUCAAUGUCUGCUUGAUGGGUGACCCUGGUGUGGCCAAGUCUCAGUUACUCAAAUACAUCACCAAAGUCGCCCCCCGAGGCGUAUAUACGACGGGUCGUGGAUCCAGUGGUGUCGGUCUGACCGCUGCGGUGAUGCGUGACCCUGUCACCGACGAGAUGGUUCUGGAAGGUGGUGCACUCGUCCUAGCAGAUAACGGGAUCUGCUGUAUCGACGAGUUCGACAAGAUGGACGACGGAGACAGGACUGCCAUCCACGAAGUCAUGGAACAACAGACUAUCUCGAUCAGCAAGGCCGGCAUCACUACCACCCUCAACGCAAGAACGUCGAUCCUGGCAGCAGCUAACCCGCUCUAUGGCCGGUAUAACCCUCGGAUCUCGCCUGUGGACAACAUCAACCUCCCUGCUGCCCUACUUUCUCGAUUUGACAUUCUUUUCCUGAUCCUCGAUACACCCUCCCGGGAAGCAGAUGAGGAGCUCGCUCAGCAUGUCUGCCACGUGCACAUGCACAAUCGGCAUCCGGAACGCGAAGGGGAAGGUGUGGUCUUCUCGCCUCACGAAGUCAGACAGUAUAUCGCCCAGGCACGGACAUUCAGACCCAAUGUACCGAAGUCCGUGAGUGAUUAUAUGGUAGGUGCAUAUGUUCGCAUGCGCCAACAACAAAAGCGUGAUGAAGGGUCUAAAAAGCAAUUUACCCACACGUCGCCACGUACUUUACUGGGCGUCUUGCGCUUGUCGCAGGCACUGGCUCGACUGAGGUUCAGCAACGAGGUGGUGAAUGAGGACGUUGACGAAGCACUACGUCUGAUCGAGGUGUCCAAGGCCAGUUUGUACACUGAUCAGCGCUCGCACGGUGAUCAGACUGUGAGCUCCAAGAUAUACGACCUGAUUCGCGGCAUUAGGGAAUCGGGAGCGGCGAGUGUUGGUCGGGGUGCGAGGGGAGAGCUGAAUCUCGGGCGAGUCAGGGAGCUGGUUACUGCGAAAGGAUUUACGAGUGACCAAUUCCUCCGAACGCUGGAGGAGUACGAAUUGUUGGAUGUCUGGCAAAUUGCCAAUAAUGGAACUCGGCUGGUAUGGAUCGAAGCCGGGGACAGCGACGAAGAUAACGACGAGGACAUGGGUGAUGCAGACGACGACUGA